This is a messenger RNA of Hibiscus syriacus, 1254 nucleotides long. RefSeq names its product UDP-galactose transporter 1. Lineage: Eukaryota; Viridiplantae; Streptophyta; Magnoliopsida; Malvales; Malvaceae. Gene Ontology annotation, molecular function: antiporter activity. Bases 229 to 1254 code for a protein of 341 amino acids. The transcript is spliced from 6 exons. Gene Ontology annotation, cellular component: Golgi apparatus. The record is from RefSeq and is a predicted model, not a curated record.
UCCAUGGCAAUACAGGGAACCGUUUAAACUUCAAGCCUUUCAUAUUAUAGCAGAAAGAGAGAGAGAGAUAGAGGUAAUCACAUGGAAGAAGGCCUUUCUCCACCGUUACACCCUCUCUCUCACUUUCUUUGGGCUUCUCUUUUUAACUCCCAAACUCUCUUUUUCUCUCUAUUUAUAUUAACUUAGCUAACUAAUUCGAAUUGAGAGAGAGGAGGUUGGGGGAUAGUAAUGGAAGAAGGGAAAUUUUUGCAGUGGGGUGUUUUCAGAUCUCUGCUUGCGAUUCUCCAAUGGUGGGGCUUUAAUGUUACCGUUAUUAUCAUUAACAAAUGGAUCUUCCAGAAAUUGGAUUUCAAAUUUCCUCUUUCAGUAUCAUGCAUUCACUUCAUAUGCUCAUCGAUUGGAGCAUAUCUGGUUAUCAAAGUGCUAAAGCUCAAACCUCUAAUAGCGGUUGAUCCUGAAGAUCGCUGGAAACGGAUAUUUCCUAUGUCCUUUGUGUUCUGUAUUAACAUAGUGUUGGGAAAUGUCAGCUUACGCUAUAUCCCGAUUUCCUUCAUGCAGACCAUAAAGUCAUUCACUCCUGCAACCACUGUCUUUUUGCAGUGGCUAGUUUGGAGAAGGUACUUUGACAGGCGAAUUUGGGCCUCUUUGGUUCCCAUUGUCGGAGGAAUUCUGCUCACAUCUAUUACAGAACUUAAUUUUAACAUGUUCGGGUUUUGUGCUGCCUUAUUUGGAUGUUUAGCUACUUCUACAAAGACGAUCCUUGCAGAAUCUCUACUGCAUGGAUAUAAGUUUGACAGCAUAAACACUGUUUACUACAUGGCACCUUUCGCAACCAUGAUCUUGGGACUACCGGCGCUGUUACUUGAAGGUAAUGGUGUUGCGGAUUGGUUUCAUACACACCCGACUCCAUGGGCAGCCCUCAUCAUUAUUUUCAGCUCAGGAGUGCUGGCUUUCUGUCUUAACUUCUCCAUUUUUUACGUGAUUCACUCAACAACUGCCGUCACGUUUAAUGUCGCCGGAAACCUCAAGGUAGCAGUUGCGGUGUUAAUCUCAUGGAUGAUAUUCCGAAACCCAAUUUCGGGUCUAAAUGCUGUUGGCUGUGGUAUCACGCUUCUGGGGUGUACGUUUUACGGAUAUGUUCGACACAUGCUCUCUCAACAGCCUCCCGGAACUCCUCGAACACCACGGACGCCUAGAAACAAGAUGGAGCUACUUCCCCUUGUAAAUAAUGAUAAGUUCGAUGAUAAGGUUUGA